Melospiza georgiana is the source of this 2707-nucleotide messenger RNA. It is a transcript of the gene BCAS1, whose product is annotated as brain enriched myelin associated protein 1. The transcript is spliced from 11 exons. Lineage: Eukaryota; Metazoa; Chordata; Aves; Passeriformes; Passerellidae. Gene Ontology annotation, biological process: myelination. The coding region runs from base 3 to 1727 and encodes 574 amino acids. The record is from RefSeq and is a predicted model, not a curated record.
CCAUGGGGAAUAACCUGAGCGUGCCAGAGGAAGCUGAGGAUGACAACACCUGCACGGUGAAGAGUUACCAGCCUCUCCCCGAGUCUCCCGAUGGUGUCACGAAUGGAUCCGCGGUGUUUGCUCAGAGCCCUCCCCCGGCAGUGAAUGGGGCAGCAGAUGCCAGGGCAGCAGCAGCCCAGGAUAACGCCGCCGUUUCUCCAUCGGAGCCAGCGGAGCCGGGUCCCGGAGGUGCCCGGGCGGGCGGGCAGAGCGGCGGGAGCGCUGCCAGCAGGGCCCUGCCAGCUGCCAGGCCCCGCUCCCUGCUGCCCUUCCCCUGGGCCGUGCCAGCGCCUGCCCAGCAGCCGGCGGCAGCUCCAGCCCCCGCAGAGCCCACCCUGGGUGCCAGCAAAGGCCCGGGCGAGGGCACAGCGGGGCCCGGGGCAGCCCCCCAGCAGGGAAGCCAUAAAAACCCCGGGCAGGCCCCGCUGCAGGACGUGGAGCGCGCGGGGACACCCGAGGGGCGCGAUGGGGCUGCCCCCAAGGGCAGAGCAGUGACACUCCUGGACAGGAUCUUCAGGCUGGAGAAGGGCACGGCGAGGACAGCAGGGGACACUGAGCAGGGCAGGCAGGGCCCGGACGUCCCCAACGGGAGCAUCGCGGCCCACGGGGAACCGCUGCGCAAGGAGAUAGAUGAGUGCAGCCAGAAGGAGCCUGGGCAGGACUCUGCAGGUGAACAAGACCUGGCUGCCCCUGGCAGGGCACAGGCAGAGCAGCACAGUCCCCAGUCAGCUGCAGCACAGGGCUCAGUCAUGAGCUUCCUCAAAACUCUGGUCUCCCCAAGCAAAGCUGAAGCCAAAAGUGAUUCUGAAGACAAGGGCUCCAGGGCGGAGAAGGGCCCGGGGGGCCAGGCUGGCCCGAAGGCAGCACCAGGAUCCCCCUCCAAAGGAGCCAAGAAAAAGAAGGCAGAGAGCCCCAAGCUGGGCCACGGCACCUUUAGCAAACUCUUUAGGCACAAGGCUGCGAAAGAAACCCAGCAGACAACCAACACCAAAAGCCCUGAGCAGCCUCCUGUGAGCUGUGUGAAAGCAGACAGAAAUGUCCCUGCCUGCCCAGAGCCGCUGCCCAAGCAGAACCCAAAAGCUCCGGAGGCCGCGGCACCUCCGCAGAGCGUGAGCACAGAACCACCCCGGGAGGGCACCAAGGACAAGGGCUCAGCCACCCCUCUGCCCCUCAGCAAGCUCUUCUGGAAAAAGAACUCCUCGGAAGAAGCAGAGGCCGUGAGCAAUGAGAAGGCAGAGGUGGCUCUGGAGGCCGUGGCCCCCGACAGGGACGAGAGCAAGGGCACAGAGAGCACCGAGGUGAAACCGCGAGGGGCGGAGAGCAAAACGCCCAAGGCAAACCUGAGGAAGUUCUUCAAGCUGACGUUGAACGCCACGGAGAAGCCUCUCGCCCCAUCCGAGAGCGACCCUGGGGGCCCCAGGAGCAAAGAGGGCCCCAAAGACAAGAAGGCCACGCUGGAGCUGGGCAGGCAGAAGGGCAGGGAGCAGCCCGAGCCCCGGGAGCAGCCAGCAGCCCAGCCUGACUCCAUCCACAACGGCGGCGGCGACGCCAAGGAGCCCUCCUACAAGAAGGCAGAGAAGAGGCAGUCCCUGGGAGGGUUUUUCAAAGGCCUCGGCUCCAAAAGGAUGUCGGAUGCAGAAGUGCAGACAGAUCCUGUGUCCAUCCUCCCUGCUGGCAAAUCCAAGUAGUGCCCAGCCCUGGCUGCUCAGGGAGGCUCAGCAGCUCUCUGGGAGCUCCAGGAAUGACUCCUUUCCUUUCUGGCAGCAGGAAUGACUGACUGACUGACUCCUUUUCCCUCCCACGGCCGUCACAAACACCCAGGGCUGAAGCAAACGCUGGCCACCACCGCAGGUUGUCACUGGCAGGGUUUGUUUGUUCCUCACCUGUAGAAAGCAGCUCCACAGAUCCCCAUGAAGUGUGUGUAAGGUAAGGUGCUGUGGAUGGUUUGAGGUGUGGGUAAGGCAGGCAGGAGGGUGGCAGAGAGUUCAGUAAAUGGCAGGAAAAGCAAGCGGGUGGCAGAGGAGGGCAGCGAGGCACGGGCAGAGAAUCCUUCGCUUCAGAGAGCUCGAGAGCAGCCAGGAAAGCACAAAUCCCUGCAGAAAUGUCCUGCUUUGGUGUAACCACGGCCCAGUCACUUCUGGGGGGUUUGGAUGGGGCUGGGAUUGGAGCUGAGCCCUUCAGCCCGGCAGAGCCCGCGGUGACCGAGUCCUGCUUGCUGCUGGUUAUUAAUGUAAAUUAAAACGCUAAAAUGCAAAGGCCUGCCGGGAUCGGGGCAGCUCCUGUCUCGGCCGGGAGGGGUGGGAUAACAAAUUAAAAGCUAUUUAAGGUUCUAAUAGGACACAAGAGGGCAGCCACGUCCCCUAACGCCGGGCUGUGCCUGCCAGCCCGGAAUUAAUGUUCCUUAGAUCAUAGGAAACUUAGCUGUUCAUCCUGAUGUUUGUUUAUAUCCAUACUUGUAAUUAAUCCUAAUAAAAACCAAAAUCAAAGCUGCCCAGGCAGCUCUCUGCUUCACGAGACUCCUGUAAUAACUGUAGUUAAUAAAUUUUACAGAAAAUAAAGAUUUCUGUUUGUUCAAGCCUAGCCUGUACAGGGAACCAGGGGCCUGACAUUUUAAUCCACACUGAUUUUAAUGAUGCAAUACUGUAUAUUUUGACAUCCUUAUCUUUAA